GUGGGGCAUAUUAAUGGAACUAUUUGCCGCUAGUAGUCACAUAACUGGUCUUGGAAAGAAUCUAAUGUAAUAAAGAACUCAGAAUCAGUUAAUACGAAACAUGUCCACACUGAAAAACAUACUUUGGCCUCAAGUCAUAUUAUUUGGCGACUCAAUCACUCAGUACUCCUUCUCAUCAAGCGGUUGGGGAUCAGAUAUAGCCAAUAAACUAGCCAGAAAAUGCGACGUGGUGAACAGAGGGUUGUCUGGCUACAACUCAAGGUGGGGCAAAAUAAUCCUUCCUCGCAUCAUCUCUGGCGACAGAGGUCCACACAACAAAAUAGCAGCAGUAACAGUCUUCUUUGGAGCUAACGACUGUGCUCUGGAAGAUAAGAACCCAAAGCAGCAUGUCCCAUUACAGGAGUACUCGGACAACCUUAAGGAGAUAGCUAGGCACCUAGUGUCAGUGGGCGUAACUGCUGACAAGGUCAUCUUCAUCACUCCACCUCCUCUAAACGAGGCAGCCUGGCAGAAAGAGUGUGAACUGGCAGGUUCUCCCCUGAAUCGUCUAAACUCAGUGGCAGGUCAGUAUGCCCAGGCGUGUGUGCAGGCAGCUGGCCAGUGUGGGGCCGACAUACUGGACCUCUGGACUCUCAUGCAGAAAGAUGGACAGGACUUCACAGAGUUCCUCUCAGACGGGCUCCACCUUUCGCUGAAGGGGAACCAGUUUGUGGCGGAGCAGCUCUGGAAGGUCCUGGAGAGACGGGUGGUGGAUCUUCCCUUCAUUCUGCCCUACUGGGGAGACGUCGACCCCGAACACCCUGAGGCCAGCUUGCUCUGUGACCGCUGACCUCAGAAUUCAAGACUUCCUAGCGUUAACACACAGCAUCAUCUAUUGCCACAUCAGAGAGUAGUUUCUCUGGAAUGUUAAGAUUCAGUAAUGAUGUGAUUAAUUUCUUUUUAUAUAAAUGUAUAGAAAAAUACAAUA
Molecule: messenger RNA, 967 nt
Organism: Osmerus eperlanus (European smelt)
Lineage: Eukaryota; Metazoa; Chordata; Actinopteri; Osmeriformes; Osmeridae
Gene: iah1
Product: isoamyl acetate hydrolyzing esterase 1 (putative)
Exons: 5
Coding region: 101-829 (242 amino acids)
Molecular function (GO): hydrolase activity, acting on ester bonds
Source: RefSeq, a predicted model, not a curated record